Messenger RNA from Condylostylus longicornis, 993 nucleotides. Its product is annotated as nucleoside diphosphate kinase homolog 5. The coding region runs from base 1 to 993 and encodes 330 amino acids. NCBI's taxonomy places the organism in Eukaryota, Metazoa, Arthropoda, Insecta, Diptera, Dolichopodidae. The transcript has a single exon. The record is from RefSeq and is a predicted model, not a curated record.
AUGCCUAGAUCAAACAAAAUAUGUGAUACUUUAGAAACUACAUUAGGAAUUAUAAAACCGGAUGGCAUAUGUAGACGUGAUAAAAUAUUACGUAAAAUUAAAAGAAAUGGUUUUUAUAUCCUUUAUAAUAAAAAAUUUCAAUUAUCUCCUGAAUUGGCAGCGGAUUUCUUAAAAGAAAAGGAAAACGAUCCAAAUUUCAAUAUAUUUGUGUAUAAUUUAUCAAAUGGUCCAAUAGAAGUAUUAAUUUUAUCUAAAGAGAAUGCAAUUAAUGAUUUUCUUGCAUUAAUUGGACCAGAAGAACCGAGUAAAGCAAGAUGUUAUUCUCCAAAUUCAAUUCGUGCUGAAUUUGGAAGUCUUGAAAAUGAUUACUUAAAUGCUAUACAUGGUAGUUGUAAUAAAAAUAGUGCACGCAAAGAAAUUCACUUUUUUCAUCCAGAUUUCAUAUAUGAACCAAUAGAACGAAUUGAAUCAAUUGAUGACAUAGUAUACAAGUAUCCGGAAUUUUUUUCUACCUUAAUUGAAGGUUUACAUAAUAUGACAAAAGAGAAACCUGAUGAACCAAUAAUAUGGCUAUCAAAAUGGUUAUCAGAUAACAAUAAAAAUAUUCCAACUAUAAUGACAACUUCCGAGUCGAAAAUAAAUGAAAAAACUAACUAUUCAAAAGAAUCUUCUUCAACAUCAGUUUGCAACUCAUUCGAAUCUGAUUCGAUUUCAUCAAUUUUGAAUUCAGUGAUUGGUUCAACGACAACAUUUAGCAAUAAUACUGUGUUACAAGUAGACCAACAAAAUGAUGAAUCAUCAUUAGGUAAUGUAAUACAUGAUAUUGGGACUUGUGUUGCCAGUAUACAUAAUCCGUGCAUAUGUCCCAAAUGUAAAAAAAUAAUUAAAGUUCCAAAUUUUGAUAUGAAUACUUCACCAAAUAGCAAUGAAGAAGCAAAAGAAGUGUUUUCUCCCGAAGAUUCUAAAAAGUCUCAAAAGCUCAAUCAAGUGUAA